Nymphaea colorata (pocket water lily) is the source of this 459-nucleotide messenger RNA. RefSeq lists its product as uncharacterized. The coding region runs from base 1 to 459 and encodes 152 amino acids. NCBI's taxonomy places the organism in Eukaryota, Viridiplantae, Streptophyta, Magnoliopsida, Nymphaeales, Nymphaeaceae. The record is from RefSeq and is a predicted model, not a curated record. The transcript has a single exon.
AUGGCAGGUGGCUCCCUGGUUCUGAGGCUGAUGAGCAAGAGGAGAACGUGGGCAGCCCUCUUUGCCGUCGUCUACGCCCUUCUGCUCUCCAGUUCAUGGACGUUGGUCCGCUCCACAUUCUCCGCCAAGGCCACCACCACCGCGGCCGCCGCCGCCACCAAGUUCCCUUGGUCGGCCGUUUACGCAUCGGUUCUGUUGGGGGCGGCGGUGGGCGUCCUGUCGAUGCUGGCGGUGCUGGCCCUCGCCGUCCCUUCCAUGCUGUUCGCAUGGAUCACCAUCCUGGUGCUGCUGGCCUUGGACCAGAGGCGCCCCAGCCGCUCGCUCGUGCUCGAGGGCCGCAAGAUCACCGCCGAGAUGUCGGGGAUGACGCUGAGGAUAAUGCUCCAGGAAGGCAGGACCCUUGCUGCUCUCUGUGUGAUCUUCAGCUUCUUCCUUUUGACCACUCUCAGGCACAUUUAA